Ostertagia ostertagi is the source of this 696-nucleotide messenger RNA. Lineage: Eukaryota; Metazoa; Nematoda; Chromadorea; Rhabditida; Trichostrongylidae. The record is from the annotation of a GenBank genome assembly.
GCAUCUUUUCAGGCAGAGCGCUGUAACGAAUACGACAAGCUACAGUUUCUCAAGGAUGUGAACAGUGACUCUGAUCGCCGAAGAGACAGUGAGCCAGAGCUCAUUCCUUCUGUUCGAUGCCGUUGCCCGUCAUGGAAGCGCACAGAGCUUUUCGAAACAAGAGAUGGAAUGAGUUGUAGGGAUUGCAUUACCUCAUACCUCGUACAUCAACUUCGCCUCAAUCGCCUUCCAGUUGAUAUUCCGCUUAUAUCUACCAAGGAGCUUUCAAAUAUUGAUCUACUCUAUAAAGUACUGCCAGCACCGUUGAUUUCGAUGCUACUCAAAAUGACUUACUCAUACUACUGCCGCCUUCGUAAUCCCAAUGUCGUCUUUUCCGAAUGUCCUCGAUGCGCCGUUGAAGUGAUUAUCACCCCUUCCAACGAGCACAUUACUGUUUGGGGUGCUGUCCCGCAUGUGAGUCCCAUUGGUGCUGGCUGUGUAACUCAGAGCCCCAUUUGGCCGAUGAGUUGCGAAGAAUUCAAGCAAUGGAUUGGCAAAUGGGACCAACAAUAUUUCAUUGGGAAGUACGGACUGCAACCGGAUGAGGAUCUGCUACGUAUCACUUGCCUUUGCUCUGCUGUCCUUCUCUUGCCGAGCGAAUCCGCCCAUAACACCAGGUGCCGGUGUGGGUAUCGGUAUGACAAAACCGCGGGCUGA